AGCCAUCGGGGCCGCACACAAGCCACCGGGGAGACGAGCGAAGCAGAAUAGCGUAACCCAGGCAUCCAAGAGAAGAGAGAGACGAAAGAGCGAUGUCUUGUGCUUGCGGAGUGAAGGCCAUCCGUCUACAGGUCCAGCUUCACACAUGUUCCUUGCGCCCUCCUCGUGCCCCACCAUCCCAGAUGCUCUCUGCUCUGACUCCCUCCCUCCCUUCCAUGCCCAAGCUUCUCUUCCCCUACAAACCCCAACCCAGACCCACACUCGCAACCGCGCCCCUUCGUUGCUUCUCUGCGUUAACUCCUGAACUCAAGUCCACCUUGGAUAAAGUCAUUACUUCAAAUAAAGUGGUUCUAUUUAUGAAAGGGACUAAAGAGUUGCCGCAGUGCGGAUUUUCGAGCACAGUGGUCCAAAUAUUGAAAUCUUUCAAUGUGCCUUUUGAGACUAUAAAUGUCCUGGAAAAUGACUUGUUACGCCAAGCUCUGAAGGAGUAUUCCAGCUGGCCAACCUUUCCUCAGCUAUACUUAGAUGGAGAGUUCUUUGGUGGCUGUGAUAUCACUGUAGAGGCAUAUCAGAGCGGAGAAUUGCAGGAACUGCUGGAGAAGACGAUGUGCUCCUGAAGCAUCCUUUAGCAAUUCAUUCAUGCUGGCUGCCUAUUGCGAUUACUGCACCGCAAUCAUCCUUGGUAUUUGGGUGCAAACCGGUCAAGGUGGCUGAUGAGAAUCAAGAAUAUCUCACCGAAUCAACUAUUGUUGCUUUGUAUUGUGUCCACGACCUUUGUUCAGUUCAAUCAUUUUUACCUCCCUCGCUUUGUACAGCCUUUCAAGUGUGCCAUGUGUUUUCAGUUCAGUAAAGCAGUCUGCUUUGUUGUCCGCAUCUUUUAUCUUAAUAUUUUCCUUUUAUUUCUAUGAACCCAGAUUUUUUUGGAAUGUUUUAUAAGUAACUUUUCAAUAAUGAUUUAUGAAAUAUAAGUUAAGUAUGUAAGAAUUUUGUCUUGAUUCAUGUUAGAUGUGCUUAUUGAUACUUAUGAUUGUGAUUCAAAGAGGCGCUAAUUCAACUGCACAAUUCAACGU
Molecule: messenger RNA, 1070 nt
Organism: Neltuma alba
Lineage: Eukaryota; Viridiplantae; Streptophyta; Magnoliopsida; Fabales; Fabaceae
Product: monothiol glutaredoxin-S7, chloroplastic-like
Exons: 3
Coding region: 93-617 (174 amino acids)
Source: RefSeq, a predicted model, not a curated record